This is a messenger RNA of Xiphias gladius (swordfish), 1090 nucleotides long. It is a transcript of the gene hcst, whose product is annotated as hematopoietic cell signal transducer. The transcript is spliced from 5 exons. Gene Ontology annotation, biological process: positive regulation of phosphatidylinositol 3-kinase/protein kinase B signal transduction; regulation of immune response. The record is from RefSeq and is a predicted model, not a curated record. NCBI's taxonomy places the organism in Eukaryota, Metazoa, Chordata, Actinopteri, Istiophoriformes, Xiphiidae. Gene Ontology annotation, cellular component: membrane. The coding region runs from base 177 to 422 and encodes 81 amino acids. Gene Ontology annotation, molecular function: phosphatidylinositol 3-kinase binding; signaling receptor binding.
AUCUCGCUCCAGAUGAUCUACGAGCGGCGUCUCAGGAAACAGGCCCUGAAGAAGAAAAUUUGACGUCAGCCCUCAAAAGUGAAAACUAAUUGGAAACUAAGGUCACAUCAUCUUUUGGCUUCCAGAGAGCAGAUCAGUCCAGGCAGAGCAGAGGGCACAUAACUGAGCCGAAAAACAUGGCAUACAACAAAUUCUUUAACGUUGUCCUACUUUUUCUUUGCAGCUUGGCUGUGGCGCUAACAGAAACCACUGCGUCUUGCUACAGGAUUGAGCCCGGGACAAUAGCAGGCAUCAUCCUCGCAGACGUGUUGUUGACGCUUAUCAUUGUCACUGUCACUUACCGCUGUGCCAGCUUUCGGCGCCAGAAGAUAGACAAUGCUGACAAAGUGUACAUGAAUGUCCGGGCCAACUGCCAGAGCUAAUCCAAUGAUGGUGGAGUACAUUAUGAAAUUAUAUUCACAUUUUUAGAUCCUGCUUUCUUAAAAUAUAUUACAAAAUGUCAUAAAAGAUUAAUUGAACUGUUUUUACAUUCAGCAAUAAACACAAGGAGAGUGUCUUUCAAACAUCAGUUUUUUGCUUAGCUCAUUACACAUACAAUAAACACAGUCAUAACUCUUAGCCCAUAGAAACCAUUUUAAAGUCAUUUAACUAUUACUACUCUUGAACUAUUAUGUAGAAUGCACUGGAGCUACAAGUGUCUUAGUGUCCUGUAUAAAAACCUUUAAAACCUGCAUAAAGAAUCUUUUCCAUUCAGUCGAGCUGUGUGCUUGUGCUCUUCAGAUAUCUACCAGAAGCUAUUUUGUAAAAUAUGCUUUUAUUAUCAUAUAAUUUUAAUAUUAAAAUAUACAGUUAAAGGUGUAUCGCGCUGUUCAAUAAAAACUUAACAUGUGUGAAUCAUAUUCACCAACCUUGUGAAUAAAAUAUCUCUGAAUGCUAUUCAUGUUGGCACUGUAACUAAACCAUAGAGCAUCCUCAGGAGCUGACUUUUGGUAGCAAAAUGUCUAUAUACUGUAUUUUAACAAGCCCUGAAGAUUUUAAUGUAUGUAAUUAUUUCCAUUAUAAAAAGCAGUAUUGAUAUGAGUGAUUUUAA